This is a messenger RNA of Budorcas taxicolor (takin), 807 nucleotides long. It is a transcript of the gene NCBP2AS2, whose product is annotated as NCBP2 antisense 2 (head to head). Lineage: Eukaryota; Metazoa; Chordata; Mammalia; Artiodactyla; Bovidae. The coding region runs from base 56 to 355 and encodes 99 amino acids. The transcript has a single exon. The record is from RefSeq and is a predicted model, not a curated record.
GUGUCGCCGAUCAGAAGCGAGAGCGGCGUGCUUCGGCUUCCGGGUCGCUCCGAGGAUGGUUCUGCGGCGGCUGCUGGCCACCCUCCUGCACAGCUCGCAGCUGGUGGAGCGUCUCUCAGAGUCUCGGCCCAUCCGGCGUGCGGCACAGCUCACCGCCUUUGCCCUGCUGCAGGCCCAGCUCCGCGGCCAGGACGCGGCCCGGCGCUUGCGAGCCAUCGCGGCUGGGCCCGCUGGCUCCCUGGGCCGCCGCGCUGCCCGUUUCAGAGACAGCUUCACUCAGGAGCUACGCCGGGGCCUCCGGGAACGCCCGCGGCCACCACCAGGUAGCCAGAAAGGCCCAGGAGCAAACCCCUAAACCCAGGCUGGGCCAGGUCGAGGUCGCCUGUUUCCCCUCUGGGCUGGACACCGGCCUCGGCGCUAAGGAGUCAUCCCUCAUCCCUGACCAUACACACGGCCUGGAAUCCUGACUCAAGUUGUUUGCCUAUAUGCGUCCCACUCAUCAGAGAGCCCGGGCCAAACUUGACACCCCCAGGGAAGCCGUGAUCGGACAGGACACAGCGAAGGAAGAAACUCCCCGAAGCCUGACAGAGAUAGAUAGGCUCGGCCCUGAUUCACCGCGGGCAGAGAGCCAUGGACCUAAGUACGACCGGCGAGAGGUUUAACCUCAGCAAAUGGGACUAAAACUAGUGAUCGAUGCUGCUGCCGCUGCAGUGAUGUAGCAAGUCGCUACUUCCAGGGGAGAUCCUGGAUGGAAAGACAAUCCUGCAACUGCCAAAAAUCCUCUGAUUAAAUGUGUGAGCUGAGUAA